Pieris brassicae (large cabbage white) is the source of this 1441-nucleotide messenger RNA. RefSeq names its product cAMP-dependent protein kinase catalytic subunit 3 (gene Pka-C3). NCBI's taxonomy places the organism in Eukaryota, Metazoa, Arthropoda, Insecta, Lepidoptera, Pieridae. The record is from RefSeq and is a predicted model, not a curated record. The coding region runs from base 168 to 1256 and encodes 362 amino acids. The transcript is spliced from 7 exons. Gene Ontology annotation, molecular function: protein serine/threonine kinase activity; ATP binding. Gene Ontology annotation, biological process: protein phosphorylation.
GUGAGAAACAAACCGCGUCGGCGAGUGAACGUUACGCAGUCGUGAUAAAUAUUUUUACGACAAACUUUUAAUACAACAAUUUCAUUUAUUUAAUUAGGUUUAAUUUAUAAGUCGCUUGAGUUAUGUGAUUUUAUUUAUCUAUUGACUCUGGUAAACAAGCAGUAAAAAUGAUGAUGGCCAGUGCAAAAUUGGUUCGGGACUGUAGUUCAGACUUGAGUUCGGAUGUACGCUCUCUUUCUGUAGAGUCUUCUACCGAGGAACAAGAUUCUACUACAACGGAGUCGGAGUAUUCUGAAGAAGAGAAGGAAUAUGAAUUAGAUGAUUUACAAAUUCUGAAAACAAUUGGUACGGGAACAUUUGGUCGCGUUUGCUUGUGCAGAGACAAAGCGGCGGACGAGUACCUGGCUAUGAAGAUAUUGUCUAUGGCUGAUGUCAUACGUUUGAAACAGGUUGAUCAUGUCAUGAACGAGAAGAAUAUAUUAUCUGAGAUUAAUCACCCUUUUGUUGUUAACCUACGGUGGUGGACGCAUGACGAGUCUUGCAUAUAUAUGCUUUUCGACUACGUGUGUGGAGGCGAGCUUUUUUCAUAUUUGAGAAAUGCUGGCCGCUUUAGUAACAAUAUAGCAAAUUUCUAUGCAGCUGAGAUAGUAUCGGCGCUAGAAUAUCUUCACGCCCGCAACAUCGUUUACAGAGACUUGAAGCCCGAAAACUUACUUCUAGCAAAAGAUGGACACUUGAAGAUUACAGACUUUGGUUUCGCGAAAAAACUCACGGAUCGUACAUGGACCUUGUGUGGAACGCCAGAAUACCUGGCCCCAGAAAUUAUACAGAGCAAAGGGCACAAUAAAGCUGUAGACUGGUGGGCUUUAGGCGUGCUCAUUUACGAGAUGUUGGUCGGUUAUCCUCCGUUCUACGACGACAAUCCCUUUGGAAUAUAUGAGAAGAUCCUUAAUGGCAGAGUUGACUGGCCGCGCCACCUCGACCCAGUUGCCAAGGAUAUCAUAAAGAAACUGUUAGUGCAAGACAGGACGAAAAGACUCGGAAAUAUGAAGUGUGGCUCGGAAGAUGUGAAACGACAUCGAUGGUUCAAACAUUUGGACUGGGCUGAUGUUUAUAUGAAGAAGUUACAGCCGCCUAUUGUACCAGCCGUGUCAUAUGAAGGCGAUACUUCAAACUUCGACGAAUACCCCGAAACAGACUGGAAAGCCGUGAGAUCGCUGGAUCCAGAUGAAUUAAAACUAUUCGUGAAUUUCUGAAAUUCUAAAUUCCUCUAUUGGUACUAAUUUAAAGCGGAAUUCGUGAAUGGGUUUGUUCGGAUGUGAAUUUCCAAAAACAAUUUCGUAAUUAACAUUAUGUUAGGAUAUUUAGGAUUUUCGUGAUUUCUUAAAUCUUAGUGAUGCCGAGAUUAGAUUUAAUUAAUUAUUAAACUUUGUUUAAUGUG